Molecule: messenger RNA, 969 nt
Organism: Solanum tuberosum (potato)
Lineage: Eukaryota; Viridiplantae; Streptophyta; Magnoliopsida; Solanales; Solanaceae
Product: probable LRR receptor-like serine/threonine-protein kinase At3g47570
Exons: 5
Coding region: 1-969 (322 amino acids)
Biological process (GO): protein phosphorylation
Molecular function (GO): protein binding; protein kinase activity; ATP binding
Source: RefSeq, a predicted model, not a curated record
AUGGAUCUAUCAACGAAUAAACUCUCAAAUGGCAUUCCUAAAGAAAUUGGUAGCUUGCAAAAUCUGAUAUACCUUUCUUUGAGAGACAAUAAAUUGCAAGGAUCAAUACCUAGCUCAAUGAGCAGCGUGACAUCUUUGGAAUUUCUAGACCUUUCUCAUAACAAUGUUUCAGGAUUAAUUCCCACGUCUUUGGAGAAGCUUCAAAAUCUCAAGUAUUUCAAUAAGUUAGUUGGUGAAAUCCCCUCGAGCGGUCCAUUCAAGAACCUCUCCGGUCAGUCUUUCAUAUCCAAUGAAGCAUUGUGUGGUUCUCCAAGAUUCCUGUGUAUAAGAGGUAAAAGAAAGCAAGCAGUCGAUUCAUCGUAUGUCGUCUCAACAAGAGGAAGAAUUUCAUACUAUGAAUUGCUCCGAGCAACUGAUUCACUCAGUGAGAGUAAUUUGAUUGGUUCUGGGAGUUUCGGCUCUGUUUACAAAGGAAUCCUCAGAGAAGGGACUUCUAUUGCAGCUAAAGUUUUCAAUCUGCAAUUACAAGCGGCAUUUAGGAGUUUUGAUACAAAAUGCCAAUUUUUGCGCAACCUCCGUCAUAGGAAUCUCACCAAAGUCAUCACUAGUUGUUCAAACCUUGAAUUUAAGGCUUUGGUACUAGAGUACAUGUCCAAUGGGAGCCUCGAUAAGUGCUUGAGUAGGGGGCUGCACACCGCGCAAGUACAGAGUGUAGACAAGGAGGGACUUUUUCUUUUGUUGAAAGGAUUCAGAUCUUCACCAUGGAUGAUAGAACUCCUCCCGGAAGUGAAGGCAGGAGUAAAGCCUAUUGAUUCACCACAUCUCAAAUCUGAAUUGGACAAUGCCAGAACGUACAUCAAACGUGUUGAAGAGCUGGGUAAGGAGAGGAGGCACCAAGAGCCAGAAGAGAUGGUGGAGGUUAAUACCAUCAUGUAUAUGGUGGUCAGUUUGGAAGGAAAGGAACAGUAG